AUGACUACAACUCAAAGAAGUGAGAGUAUGAACAGUCUUGUAAAAAGGUACGUCAAUUAUAAACACAAAUUCUUAGACUUCUUCAAUCAUUUUGAAAGACUUCUCGAUGAUCGUCGAUAUCAGGAGUUAAAAGCAGAUUUUCGGGCAAAUACAAGUAUUCCAAGUCUAUUGUAUCCAGUUGUGAUUUUAAAGGAAGCAAGUAGUAUCUAUACUCUUGAGGCAUUCAAGUGUUUUGAAAUGGAAUGGUGCAAAUCUCAUGAUUUUAUUGUUGAAAUUUGUGAGGAUGUUGGAUCACUUCAAAAAUAUAAAGUUACUUCUCACCUGAAAAGAUAUCAUCAUAUAGUUACAGUUGAUUCAUCAUGUGAAAAAUUUGAAUGUGGCUGUAGAAAAUUUGAAUUUGGUGGGAUUCUAUGUUCUCAUAUUUUAAGAAUAUUUACAGUGAAAAAUAUCAUGAGUAUCCCAAAAGAGUACAUACUAAAAAGGUGGACGCGAAAAGUUAAGGUUGAAUAUUUUGAAGUUAAUGAUUCAAAUGCUAACAAAGUUAAUUUGGAUCCAAAAAUACAUCAAAAUAUUCGAUAUAAAGAACUGUGUGGGUUGUAUGUUCAAUUGGUUACCAAGGAAGCUGAGAGAGAAGACACUUACAAAGUUGUUAAAGAUGGUAUUUUGGAUAUGUUAAAAUUGAUAGAUGAGAAGUUACAAGCUUUUGAGAUAGAUGAUACCAAUGUUUUAAACGAAAAAAAUGUAUAA
This is a messenger RNA of Impatiens glandulifera, 747 nucleotides long. RefSeq names its product protein FAR1-RELATED SEQUENCE 9-like. Gene Ontology annotation, biological process: regulation of DNA-templated transcription. The record is from RefSeq and is a predicted model, not a curated record. NCBI's taxonomy places the organism in Eukaryota, Viridiplantae, Streptophyta, Magnoliopsida, Ericales, Balsaminaceae. The transcript has a single exon. The coding region runs from base 1 to 747 and encodes 248 amino acids. Gene Ontology annotation, molecular function: zinc ion binding.